AUGACAGGAAAAUUAACAUUCAUUUUGCUAUUUGGGAUAGCGUUUUGUUUAGCCCUUGCAAACGCACGUGGCAUUGAAUAUGAAGAACAUGACUUAGAAGUUUCACCAUCAGAUCAUCAUGAAUGGAAAAAAGGUCAUGAAGAAGAUCAUCAUCACGAACACCAUGAAAAAAAAGGUGAAAAAGGACAUAAAGGACAUAAAAGCCAUCAUGAGCAUCAUAAAGGUGAUAAAGGACAUCAUGAUAAAGAGCAUAAGAAAGGACACCAUGAUCAUGAGGAUGGAUAUCAUAAACAUCAUCAUGACGAUCAUCAUCAUCAUAAAGAACAUAAAAAAGGUGAAAAGCAUAAGAAAGGACACGAUUUUGAAGAUCAUCAUCAUUACAAAAAGGGACAUCAUGAGCAUGGGAAACACGAUAUUCAUAAACAUGAUGAAGAUAAAAAGAAAAAACAUUAUUGGGAUGAAGAUCAUGAUGAAGGACAUCAUGAAGAUCAUGGACAUUGGGAUGAAGAGAAGAAACAUAAAAAGGGUGGCCAUCAUAAGAAGGGACAUCAUCAUCAUAAGAAACAUCAUGAUCAUCAUGGUAAAAAGGGACACGAAAAGAAAGGAGGACAUCAUCAUCAUCAUGAAGGACAUAAGGGUGAUAAGAAACAUGAAGAUCAUUGGGGACAUGAUGAACAUUAUCAUAAGAAAGGUGGAGAUCAUCAUCAUAAAAAAUGGCAUCACAAGAAGGGACAUAAAAAACACUAA
Messenger RNA from Condylostylus longicornis, 747 nucleotides. Its product is annotated as histidine-rich glycoprotein-like. The transcript has a single exon. Bases 1 to 747 code for a protein of 248 amino acids. NCBI's taxonomy places the organism in Eukaryota, Metazoa, Arthropoda, Insecta, Diptera, Dolichopodidae. The record is from RefSeq and is a predicted model, not a curated record.